UGGCUGUCCCAGUGGUACUUCUGUCCGUUUCGCGACGAGGAGGAUCCGAAUAAGGUGUACUUUACAGCAGAACACUACAUGAUGUACCACAAGGCGCUUCUCUUCAAAGACGCCGCCUCAGCCCAUAGAAUCCUCACGGCGAAACACCCCCGCCAAGCAAAAGACCUCGGCCGCAAGGUAUCCAACUUCUCCGAGUCGACGUGGCGAGAACAUCGCGAAGCCAUCGUCCGUCGCGGUAACCUGUUCAAGUUUACGCGUGCCGUCUCCGAAGCCGGUCUGAAGGAGUUGCUGCUCGCCACGGGGGAGACGGAGCUGGUGGAAGCGUCGCCGUUUGAUCCCGUCUGGGGCAUCGGCUACAAGGAACGCGAUGCCGAGAACGUGACGAGGGAGGAUUGGGGGUUGAAUUUGCUCGGGAAGGCUUUGAUGGACGUGAGGACGAUGCUUAGACGGCAGGACGGGAGUUGA
Messenger RNA from Sodiomyces alkalinus F11, 465 nucleotides. RefSeq names its product DUF1768-domain-containing protein. The transcript has 2 exons. The record is from RefSeq and is a predicted model, not a curated record. NCBI's taxonomy places the organism in Eukaryota, Fungi, Ascomycota, Sordariomycetes, Glomerellales, Plectosphaerellaceae. The annotation marks the transcript as partial.